GAUUUGACAGUUUCUAAACGAAAACAAAUUAGUCUUUGAAACGUUCUGUCAAAAUCUGCAAGUGUCAUUAGAUCAGCUGUUGUCCCUUGCCUGACAGAAGACUUGAAAGGAAUAACUAAAAAUAUAAUAUUGUUAUUGGAAAUAUUUACCGCAAAUAUAUCUACCGGUAAAUGAAUUAUAGUAUUAUUUUAUCAAUCUAAUUGUUACAAAUCACUACCAUGUCGACUGCAAUGACUUUUGGGCAAAAACAGUUCAUACCAACCCCACCAGAUAAGGGAAGCUUUCCUCUGGAUCAUGAUGGAGUUUGUAAAGUUAGCAUGAGAAAAUAUAUGAAGUGUUUAUUGAACAAUAACGGUAAUAAUUCUAUGUGUCGAGAUGAAGCUAAGGAAUAUCUUGGAUGUAGAAUGGAUAACAACCUAAUGGCCAAAGAAGAUUGGAGUAAGUUAGGUUUUAAAAAUGAAGUUACAGAAGAUAAGAAAUGACAUAUUGUUAAUUGGUUUAGGUAAGAACACUGUUGACUAUUUUGUUGUAUUUAAUACAUUUUAGUAAUAGAAUA
Spodoptera exigua (beet armyworm) is the source of this 556-nucleotide messenger RNA. The record is from the annotation of a GenBank genome assembly. Lineage: Eukaryota; Metazoa; Arthropoda; Insecta; Lepidoptera; Noctuidae.